AGGAUGAGGCUCCCAAUCAGCUCCCUGGUUGCAAGAUUACUUUCAGCCUUCUACCCUCCAGGAAUGCUACUUGAAUGUUUCAGCUGCAUGGGAUGUGGAACUUCACUGCCACCCAGUGCACACCAAGCCCCUGUCCUAUGGAAGAAGCUGCACAGGGCCCAGAUAUUUGUAAGAAAAACAGGAUCCAGCCUGGGUUCUAUAAUUCAUGCCCACCCAUAGAGGCAGUCGAAGUGAUGUCCUCCGUACCCUUGACGGUUCUGGGGGUCCUGCUGUGGCUGGAACAGGCUGCUGCCCGCGUCCUGCUUUAGAAGAGGGCUGGCAUCUGCUGACUUGAGCAUGCUACUCUUCCUGCACGGAAUCUGGUCGGCAGCCCUGAACGGAGACCUGGGCCGAGUGAAGUACUUAAUCCAGAAAGCGGCGGACCCCAGUCAGCCUGACUCGGCUGGCUACACGGCUCUGCACUACGCCAGCCGCAACGGGCACUAUGCUGUGUGCCAGUUCCUGCUGGAAAGCGGGGCCAAGUGCAAUGCCCAGACCCACGGGGGUGCCACUGCCCUGCACCGGGCCAGCUACUGUGGGCACACUGACAUCGCCCGGCUGCUGCUGUCGCACGGGUCCAACCCCAGGCUGGUGGACGAUGACGGCAUGACCAGCCUGCAUAAGGCUGCUGAGAAGGGUCACACGGACAUUUGCUCCCUCCUGUUGCAACACAGCCCAGCCCUGAAGGCCGUCCGGGAUCGGAAGGCACGACUAGCCUGUGACCUGCUGCCCUGCAACAGUGACCUGAGGGACCUGCUGGCCAGCUGAACUGCCACCUGCAGUCUCAGGCUGCAGGCGAGGGGACACAGACCAGCUCUCCCAGCCCUCGCCCUGGUCAGCAUCUGUGUGCAGGGCGGGGAGCCGAGGCCGGAAGACCCAGGAGGAGCCCCCGUUCUGGCCCCUGAGGGAGUGAGGGAGGAGGUUUGGUGGGGCAGCAAGUGCUUCAGCCUGGCCAGAUGCUCGUAGUCUAAAUGAGCUCAUGUGGAGGCAUCUGUCCGUUUGGAAAAAAUAAAAUUAUAUCCUUACCUUAUCCCACACACAAGGAUAAAUUUCAAGUAGUUUAAAGACCUGAAUAUAAAAACAGAAAACCAUGUAAGCAUUAGAAGAAACUGGAAUAUGUGACAAAUGAAAAGCUCUGUCUAGCCGAGUGACCUUGGUCCAAGUCACUUUCCCUCUCUGUCCCGUGUCCUCAUCUGAGAGGAGGGGCUGCCACGAGACCGUGCAGGGGUGAGAUGAGUGAGGCUGUGGAGAGCGCUGGAGACAGUGCCGGGCACUUUGCAGACAGUGUAUAAGAGCACCCACUUCCCCCAAACCUCAUCAGUGCUCGCGUUUCUCCAUAAUUUCAUUAAUUUUAACAAUCUGAUAGCUAUUGCUUUGUUCUGUUUUGCAUUGCUACUUGCUAGUGAGGCUGAACACCUGUCUUCUGUGAACUUCUUGGCCCAUUUAAAACUUUUUUCUUUUUUGAUUUGUAGGAGUUGUUUAUAUAUUCUGGAUGUUGAUCCUUUGUUUAUAUAUAUAUAAAAAUACAUAAUUUUUUUCUUUCUUCUUUCA
Camelus dromedarius (Arabian camel) is the source of this 1590-nucleotide messenger RNA. It is a transcript of the gene ANKRD39, whose product is annotated as ankyrin repeat domain 39. Lineage: Eukaryota; Metazoa; Chordata; Mammalia; Artiodactyla; Camelidae. The record is from RefSeq and is a predicted model, not a curated record. The transcript has 4 exons. The coding region runs from base 337 to 807 and encodes 156 amino acids. Gene Ontology annotation, molecular function: protein binding.